This is a messenger RNA of Ilex paraguariensis (yerba mate), 1644 nucleotides long. Lineage: Eukaryota; Viridiplantae; Streptophyta; Magnoliopsida; Aquifoliales; Aquifoliaceae. The record is from the annotation of a GenBank genome assembly.
AUGGACCUUCACAUGGCCUCAAAACUUAUUUACACAGCAACAUAUGAAGCGGAAAACCCAAUUGAAGUCUCGUUAAGAGAAGCUUUUCACCUUCUUGAACCCCAACUAAGACCCCCAUUUUCUUUAAAAGUCCCAACUCAACCAGAGUACUUAAACCUCAACCGGGCAAUUCUUUUUGGCAUUUUAUGUGAGUUGCAUUUCGCAAAAGUUCAUAUUAAGCACUUACAUGGCAUUGUUACUGAUGGGUAUACUUUUUUCACGAGUCUGCUUACCAAGGUUGUUAAUGAAUUGUACUCAAAACUAGUUGAUUCAGCCAAAAUUCAGUUGAUUUGGAUUACUAAAGAGCUGAUACAUGUUGCGGCGGUAGGAUUUGAUGCUUUGUUAGUGGCCCUUUUGAGGCAGAUUGUAGGUGGGGAUUUUAGUGAAGGGAAUUUGUGGUUGUGUCAAGAGUUGGUUAGUCUUUUCCUAUUCGAAUGGGAUUGCUUAUUAGAAGAAGAGCCGUUGGUUUUAGCUAGUGCUUUAUAUUUAUUUCUUCGAUUAUUGGCUGAUCAUUAUCGGAUAUCAGGUAACUCUAAAAUAGAAGCAUUGAAGCUAAUGGAGAUUAAUUUAUGUGUUCGAGUUUUCAGGGAGCAGUUCCAUUUGUGUUUGAAGAUUGGGAGGGAUCUUAUUAGGCUUUUACAAGACUUGGUUCAUAUACCUGAGUUUCGAGUAAUAUGGAAGGACUUGGUGUUAAAGCCCACGGAGUUUAGGACAAAUGGGUUUGUUGAUAUUUUGCAGCUUUAUCAGAAAAGGACCUCGAGUCGGUAUCUUUUACUUCGAAUAACUCCUGAAAUGGAAAAGCAAUUGCGGUUUUUGCUUACGCAUGUGAAGUUAGGAAGCCAAAAGCGGUACCAGGUUUGGUUUAUGAGGAAGAUUUUUUGUGUGCCCGAGAGAGAGACCCUUGUCAUCGACAUUGUUCGUUUUUUAUGUUGUGCACACCACCCACCUAAUGAGAUUAUCCAAUCGGAUGUCAUUCAGAGAUGGGCUGUCAUAGGUUGGUUAUUGAAAUCCUGUAAGAAGAAUUAUGUCCAAGCUAAUGUGAAGCUGGCUUUGUUUUAUGAUUGGCUUUUCUUUGAUGAAAGAGUGGAUAAUAUUAUGAACAUUGAGCCUGCAAUUCUAUUGAUGGCAAACUCUAUACCUAGAUACCUUGACAUGACUCACACUCUUCUUGAUUUUUUGUUCCUUCUAAUGGACAACUAUGAUGUUGAGAGGAAGGGCUUAGUCAUUCAAUGUGUAUCAUCAGCUUUUGGAGUACUAAUUAGAAAAGGUGUGAUUCACUCACUUGAUGUUUUGACUCACUGUGACAUGCUUUCUCCUUGCCUCAAAGAGAGCCUCGGGAAAUUGUUGCCAGCCAACCCACCUCCUGUGUCAUACUGUGCAACCCUUGGAUUUGGGAUCUCCGACGGGUGGGGAAUCUCAAACUCCAUUAUAGGGCCAACACCAUUCAUCUGGAGAGGGCAGAGAUUUACAGCUUCGUGCUCGGGACAAGCAAUUGCUUUGACAAACAAGAUAACAACAACUUGUUCGACAGAAAAUACUGGUGCUCCAAAUUCGAUUGCAGUAACUGCAAGUGCAAAGCUAAGCCAAAUGACGAACAUUCUAUAG